Messenger RNA from Metschnikowia bicuspidata var. bicuspidata NRRL YB-4993, 1749 nucleotides. RefSeq lists its product as uncharacterized. The record is from RefSeq and is a predicted model, not a curated record. The transcript is spliced from 2 exons. The coding region runs from base 1 to 1749 and encodes 582 amino acids. NCBI's taxonomy places the organism in Eukaryota, Fungi, Ascomycota, Pichiomycetes, Serinales, Metschnikowiaceae.
AUGUCAUUCACGAAGUUUUAUCAAAAGAGGAUCGCGGUUGUUGUGUUGAUUUUGUUAUGCUUCCUACUUUCUUUCAUCAACUCACUCUUCAAAGACAUAUCAGACAACCUACUCGAUGACAUAUCUAUAGAAUUGCAAGCAAAAUCCAAAUUUGAUCCGCGAGCCAUCACAUACGAACUCUUUUCGUAUAUUCAGUCAAAAUCCACAUCGUCGUCUCUUGGGGGAAGAGCGCUUCAACGAACCUCCCUAUUAGACAAUCAAAAUGGUAUCUAUUUUCACUGGGAUGACUGGGUAAACUUGUCUCCAGGUAACUCAUACUUGGAAAAAGCAAGAGAAUAUAACCCUGAUGGCGCGUGUGAACUGGGCCUAUGCAAAUUUUCACAGGUAAACCCCUACUUCAUGGAGUCUUACGACACCAAAGUCAAUCGCGCCAUGACCAACCUCUACUGUGUCAAAGACAUUCCAAAACGCAUACUUGUUGCAACUGAUACGGGAUAUUUCGAACUUCCUGUCACGGGCAAGAGAAGAUUGGCACUACUAGAUGCUGAAGAAAAAUUCUCCAAGACUAUCAAGUUUCUUAAAUAUCAACCUGUUCGCAAAUCUAUUGACAUAAGUCCGCAAGAUUUCAAUUUCGACAUCGACAAAGAAAUCUUAUCUUUAAAGGAAGCUUCUGCAAUUCGAGAAAUUCUGGUGGAAGAUAAAGAGCACUUAAAGUUUCUUGAGGCCUCAAAUUUGAUGGUUGAUCUGGCUGACCGCUUCUUCAAGUACCCCUGGAUAUACUCAGAUAUCGUUGCCGGACGCUCGCAUCACACUUCCUUCCCUUUUUUCAAACGCUUCAUUUCCAGCAAGGAACGUCAAAGUGUUAUCCAGCAUAUGGUUAGAGCAUGGUUCCAGUUUUCUGAGACGAGUGGCGUGAACACAUGGGUAAAUUAUGGUUCACUUCUUGGGUGGGCUUAUAACGGUGUAAACUUGCCUUGGGAUACUGACGUUGAUAUCCAAAUCCCCAUUGCCCAAUUGGACAAACUUUCGAGAAGGUUCAACUCCACAAUAAUCACCGAAAAUCCUAGAUACGGAAACGCCAAAUACCUUUUCGAGGUUUCUCCCACAUAUACCCGACAAGGCAAUGGUCGUAAUUUCAUCGAUGCUAGAUUCAUCGAAAUCAACACGGGUCUCUAUAUUGAUAUCAGUGUGUUGGCACACACUGGUGACCAGCCUCCCCAAUCUUUAUUAUCAUCGCUUUCUGAUGAAGAAAAAAUGAGAGCCAUUCCAGUACAUUGCAAAAACUGGAACUGGCACAUUCUUGAUGAAAUUUUACCAAUCAGACUUACGUACUUCGAAGACUCGCCUGUCUAUAUCCCUAACAAUAUUCUGUCAAUAUUACUGCGCAAGUAUGGAUCGGACUCAUUCACCUCAAGACUUCUGUUUAAUGGCCACCAUUACGACAAGCAGCUUAAGCUUUGGAUUCCUGACACAGAGGAUUCUAGGGGAUGUGUUCUCAAUCCAAAUUCUCUGGGGACCCGCGCUUUAUCAAAUGAAUGCAAGUCAAGCUGGAUAGAAGACGAAUUUAAGAUUGUGCACGACGCUGCGAAAUGUCAUGAUAUGUUUGACUCGGACAUCGAUAGGUCUGCUGCAGAGACUGUCCACGACUAUCCCAAAUUAACUUUAACCAGAAAAGAUCCUUACGAUUAUUUUCAGGAUAUCAUCGAAAGAAAAACUAAUGAUUUGGGAUGGUUUGUUGAGCAAUAUUGA